UUACUCGUCCUGGCCGAGGCCGCACCGUCGCAAAACUCGCUCUCCUUUCGCGGCUGCAGUAGCUGCUGUGACAAAAGACGGAACAAGAUGAACGGAACUACGACAACCGCGCCAGGACGGCGAACGAGACAGAGCAGCUACUUUGCAUCAAGUAGUGGUCUCUUGCUGAAAAGACCGAAAAUCACAGUGCAGCAGCUCGUGAAACAGAUGAGAGCGAAAGAUAAAAUAAACCCAAAUUCUGGUGGAAGCGGGGCUGGUGGUGGUACUGCUUCUUCGGACCACGGGAAGAACAAAAAUGUUGGAGCUCCUGGACCAAGCUACACAACUUCCGUUACGUCCUGGCGGCACGAGCGAGGCAGCCAGCGAUUUAUCCCACAUUGGCUGCAGAAUGUGUCGGAAGGCACAAAGUUACCGCUCGCUAUCACCGUUUUCACGGCUUUGUGCGCGACCUGGGAGAUUCAUUCUCAGGUUUUGGGAGACCACCAGUCCAUCGGGAUUCCCUGGACCAGCUCCGGUUGUAUUGUCGUCUUGAACAUGUUAUCAAAUGCAAAUACGUCUUGGUCUGGAAGAUUGCCAGAUUUGUCAUGCUUGUCUGGCAUGACUCUUAAAUCUGUCACGCACGUUACCCAAGAUCCCCCUUUUGCUGUCAUGCAGAAACGCAGUUUGUCAUGCAGAGUAGGCAACACCUAGAAGGUCAAAAGCUUGUCAUGCUGAGCCAGCAUUUGUGGCCUCUUCAUGAUACGCCACCCGGCAUCACAAGUUUCCAGACCCAGACAGUUUUACAAUCCAUACAUGUGGCAACUCGGUUCGGUGGAGCGGCUCGCGUCGCAGGCGGUGUUUUACUUGAUUGGGACGCUCUGCGCAAUCGUCGUGGCUUUAUUGUAUGUACUACUACUGUUGUACGGGUUACCGCGGAGAAUCGUCACAGUUGCAGAUCCGAUGCCGGAAGACGUCGAGGGGUUGGUGGAUCCGCAUGCGAAUCCGCAGAUUUUUCAUUCCGCAGUGCAUUUCUUACCGGAAAAGGCGAG
Amoebophrya sp. A120 is the source of this 1028-nucleotide messenger RNA. Lineage: Eukaryota; Dinophyceae; Syndiniales; Amoebophryaceae. The record is from the annotation of a GenBank genome assembly.